Messenger RNA from Ostertagia ostertagi, 309 nucleotides. The record is from the annotation of a GenBank genome assembly. Lineage: Eukaryota; Metazoa; Nematoda; Chromadorea; Rhabditida; Trichostrongylidae.
AUGGAACUCGCGUAUGUAAUUAUGGAGUGUUUACCUGGAAAUCCGGUACCAAUCAUAGGAAAUCUUCAAGGAGAAGAGCAAACGCUGAAGAUCAUCGAAUAUGGUCUACAACUGCUGAAGGCAAUCUACGACAUGCAUCAGUGUGGCUUUAUCCAUCGAGAUAUCAAGCCAGAAAAUAUAGGAAUGUAUGAUAAUAAUAUAGUGGUCAUGUACGAUAUGGGCAUGGCGCGGGCGUACCUGGACGAAGAGGGCAAAUCACCGACCUCCCCGUUCUCAUGCAGGCAUGAGAGGCACCGAGGAGUGGAGUAG